UCUACCUCCUCCCUCCGCUCGGUUCUUUCCUCCUCUUUCCCCAAUCUUCGAAACUGCCUGCCUCUCAGUCUUCUCAUGGUGAAACCCUCGGAAUCUUCUUGAAGAUUCGAUGACGGAGGAGGGCGACGGCUCGGCGACGCCGCAGGAGGAUAAGCCAAGGGGCGGCGACGACGACGGCGGGACUCCGCCGUCACCGUCUUCUGAGAGGCCUCCGCCCGCCGAUCUCGGGUCCGAUGCUACCGCGGUGGUGAAGGGAGGCGGUUCCGGGGCUGUGCCGGCGGCCAAAGCUGAUGGCAGGUCGUUCUCGCAGCUCCUGGCGGGGGCCAUGGCAUCGCCGGUGGGGAGCCCACGCCCGCCGCCGAUCCUCACCGUCCCGGUGGUCGCCGUCCCCUGCUUGCUCGCCCCUGCCGCGUUGAUCGAGUCGCCUGGGUUCACGGGUCAGUUUGCAAUGACCCAUCAAGCAGUAUUGGCUGCAGUCACAGCUCAGGCACAGAUGCAGAUGCAAGCUGCAUAUCCUCCUCCAUCAGAAACAACGACGAAUUCAUUUCCACACUCUAUGCUUCCAGCUGUUAGCCCUGUACCAUUGCAACAAAUGUCAUCGGUGCCUGAGGCAUGCUCGGGUGAUAUUUACCACUGGCGGAAGUAUGGCCAGAAGCAAGUGAAGAACACAGAGAAUUUCCGAAGUUAUUACAGAUGUGCAGAUUCCAAUUGUUUAGCUAAGAAAAAAGUUGAGUGUUACCCAGAUGGCAAAAUUUGUGAUGUAAUCUACAGAGGUAAACAUAACCAUGACCCACCUCAAAAGUAUCGAUACACAAGGGACAGAGGAGCUCAGUCUGGUGGAUCCUCCAGGGAAAAUGAAAGUAUAGAACGUCUGAAAAACGAACUUAAUGAGUCAGGCUCUUCAUCCUGUAAGGCUGAGCAAAAUUCUGGAAAUGACACCCCUGAACAGCAGUUAGAUCAUUCAAGUGAUUGCAAAGGGGUUGCUGGGGUUACAACCAAGAAAGAUUUUGGGGAUGAACCAGAUCCAAAACGAAGGCUAAGUGAAAACACAAAAAGCUUCUCAAUGCCAGUACCUAAACAGGUUAAGGAACAUGUUGUACAGACUGAAAUCGAUGCAAAACAUUUGAGUGAUGGCUACAGAUGGAGGAAGUAUGGACAAAAAUUAGUGAAGGGGAAUCCUAAUCCUAGAAGUUACUACAGGUGCACACAUGAUGGAUGCCCUGUUCGUAAGCAUGUUGAGAGGGCAUCUCAUGAUGCACAAUCUCUUCUCAUCACUUAUGAAGGUAAACACAAUCAUGACCAGCCAACACCUAAAUUUGCCAGUGAUCAGCCAGCUAGUGACAGUCCAGUUAAAGAAACCGAUUCAAAAACAUCUUUGUCGGAUAGAAAUUCCUCGAAAGACUUGAAUCCAAAUAACUUGGCCAAUAAUUUAACUGGUGACAAGGCAUCAGAAUUUGGAGGUCACAAAGCACCAGAAGGUGCUCAAUCUCUCCCGAGCAGCAAGGGGGGCAGUGAGAGUACUGACCCUGAUGGUAUGAGAAAUCCUCUUCUCAGUGAAAAUCCGGCAGCAGUCCCAGUCGAGAACUGCUGAAUUUAUAUUCACACCAUCUAUGAUAUGUUGUAGUGUUGUACCUUAUGACAUGUCCAAUUGUUGUAUUUAGUUUGUAUAGUUUUGUAAUGCUGUGUAUCUUAUGUAAGUUCACAAACAGUUCAAUGUAGUAGUUUUUAUUUGAAAGGAUAACAACUGAUCAGAAACACAAA
Musa acuminata AAA Group (dessert banana) is the source of this 1761-nucleotide messenger RNA. RefSeq names its product probable WRKY transcription factor 4. Bases 110 to 1591 code for a protein of 493 amino acids. The transcript has 5 exons. NCBI's taxonomy places the organism in Eukaryota, Viridiplantae, Streptophyta, Magnoliopsida, Zingiberales, Musaceae. Gene Ontology annotation, biological process: regulation of DNA-templated transcription. Gene Ontology annotation, molecular function: sequence-specific DNA binding; DNA-binding transcription factor activity. The record is from RefSeq and is a predicted model, not a curated record.